Messenger RNA from Fundulus heteroclitus (mummichog), 2870 nucleotides. It is a transcript of the gene actr1b, whose product is annotated as actin related protein 1, centractin. The record is from RefSeq and is a predicted model, not a curated record. The transcript has 11 exons. The coding region runs from base 163 to 1293 and encodes 376 amino acids. NCBI's taxonomy places the organism in Eukaryota, Metazoa, Chordata, Actinopteri, Cyprinodontiformes, Fundulidae.
UGGGGCGGCAGCUGCGCCACUGUGUGAGCGGCAGCAGGCAGGAGGAGCGGCCGCGGAGUGCACGGUGACAGGACGUUAUUUUUUUUUACAUGGUUAAAACACUAAACAAAGACGGUGACACUUGUGAAUCGAUAGGAACGUGCUCGAAAAACCCCGUCCGUCAUGGAGUCCUAUGACAUUUUAGCUAACCAGCCGGUGGUUAUUGAUAAUGGUUCGGGGGUCAUAAAGGCUGGUUUCGCUGGUGACCAGAUCCCCAAAUACUGCUUUCCUAACUAUGUGGGGCGUCCCAAGCAUGUGCGCGUGAUGGCUGGAGCCUUGGAGGGGGAUCUCUUCAUUGGACCCAAAGCAGAGGAGCACAGGGGCCUGUUGUCGGUGCGCUACCCCAUGGAGCAUGGGAUAGUGAACGACUGGAACGACAUGGAGAGGAUCUGGCAGUAUGUUUACUCCAAGGAGCAGCUGCAGACCUUCUCGGAGGAGCAUCCUGUGCUGCUGACCGAGGCUCCGCUCAACCCCAGCAAGAACAGAGAGAAGGCUGCAGAGAUCUUCUUUGAGACCUUCAACGUUCCGGCUCUCUUCAUCUCCAUGCAGGCAGUGUUGAGCUUAUACGCUACUGGCCGCACCACUGGGGUGGUGUUGGAUUCUGGCGAUGGAGUAACCCACGUCGUGCCCAUCUACGAGGGCUUCGCCAUCCCCCACUCCAUCAUGCGCGUCGACAUCGCCGGCAGGGAUGUCUCGCGGUACCUCCGUCUGCUGCUGCGCAAGGAGGGCUACAAUUUCAACACAUCGGCUGAGUUUGAGGUGGUGCGCACCAUCAAAGAGAGAGCCUGCUAUCUGUCCCUGAACCCUCAGAAGGAUGAGACUUUAGAAACAGAGAAGGCUCAAUAUGUCCUCCCUGAUGGAAGCACUUUAAAUAUUGGACCAGCGAGGUUCCGCGCCCCUGAGCUGCUGUUCAGACCUGACCUGAUCGGAGACGAGAGCUCUGGAAUCCACGAGGUCCUGGCUUACGCCAUCCAGAAGUCAGACAUGGACCUGCGACGCACACUCUUUUCCACCAUCGUACUAUGUGGGGGGUCAACACUGAUCAAAGGCUUCGGUGAACGACUACUAACUGAGGUCAAGAAGCUUGCACCAAAAGACGUUAAGAUCAAGAUCUCAGCUCCCCAGGAAAGGCUGUACUCCACAUGGAUUGGUGGCUCCAUCCUGGCAUCGUUGGACACCUUCAAAAAGAUGUGGGUGUCCAAGCGGGAAUAUGAAGAAGACAGAGCGCGUGCCAUCCACAGGAAGACCUUCUAGGCCUGGAUCGGCGGCAAACAUCCGCCAACCCCCUCCCAUCAGAACUGCCCUCAGAACCCAUCCCACCCACCCACCCACCCCCAUCCCACCCCGAUCAUCCCGCUGCUGAACAUCCCUGACACCAACAGCAAUUUGUGCGUUGUCCUUUAUGACCCUGCCCAGAUCUGAACCCCUGUGGGCCCCCAGAAACAAGCUUUUCUCUGUGUGCUGGGGGCCCAUGUUGAUCCCGGGGUAGUUCCUGCUGUCGGGUGAUGGUGGCAGCACCCUCCACACAUCCCAGUCUGUCACAUCCAGAGGGCCGUCAGGGUUCCUCAGAGGGCGGGGGUUAACACUGUGUACUCUUGUUGCUCUGAGUCUACAUUGAAGUAUUGGUGUUGCUCUCUUGCCUCCGCUGCCCUGUGAGGCGUAGAAUGUCAUCUAAUGUCAAUAAAGGUAAAUAUUCUUUACUGUUGAAAUUUCCAUUCCAGACCGAAGAUUAGAUUUGGUUUUUAUUUGUCUGUUUUUUAGGCAACUUCUUUCUGACAGUUAGCUUUGACACAGCAAACAUCUGAAGUAUUGCAGCAAUGCUCUAUCAUUAUAUAUAUAUAUUUACUCGUAGUAAAAUCACCGGUUCAUAGACACUGCAAAGUUAAUUUGUCAUCCAAAUUACCGGAGUCCCCUCAUGUUUCUGUCAUUAGGACAUGUUUCUGUGUGGACUUUGACAUCACAUGCUAAUGAAAAGGUUCACAGCUUCUUAUCCAAGCUGACGGGUUAAAACCUUGUGGGAAAUGCCUUGAUUUAUUUAUUAUUUGUUUUGCUUCUGUUUUUUGUUUUUCAAACCCGCUCUAGAAUCCAUGUCUGAAGAGGUGCUCGUUCGGGGGCUGCUGUGUUUUCUGCUAACUCUGUUGAAGACAUUCAAAGAAACAGAUUUUUUAUAUGUAGGCGAACACAAAACUUAUUCCAGCAAAGGUCGUCACAUUCAGCCAGAUAAUUGGGAAAGAUACUAAACCGGAUAUCUACGCUUUUGGGAACUUGUGCAUGCGUUUCUGGUUCUGAAAUCAGUCUCAGGACUGAGUCAAGACAAAAUUAUUAGUCAGAAGGUUGAAGACAAAACUACAUUCAUGGAAAUAUUGGGUUGAAUCUUCCUUCAAUAUUCUGUGACAUUAGGGAAAUGAUUUUGCUUUUAAAUUUGAAGUCUGGUUUGAUAAUUGAGCUGCAGAGACCCAACAAGGUCUGCGAUCGGCUCAUCUCCUCCUCCCUCGCUGUAGUUCCCAGUAAAACCGCCGCUCCUAUCAUUUCCCUGAACCUCCAUGACAGUGAAGGGGUCCUCCACCAUCAUGUCCGCCUUACUCCGGUGUAUCUGUGCCGGAGCGUCCACCUCAUCUGCUUUUGGGUGUUUUUAAAAAAAAAAAAGGUGAAAUUUAAAAAGGAAGAAAAAAAAAAGGUUGUAACAUGUCAUCGGCCUUGUGUACAUCGGAGUACAUUUCAAAAAGCACCACCCACACCAAGCAUACGGUAACAGACUAAACAUGUACAAUACUGUUGUUUACUUUUACUUUUCGUAAAUUCAGUACAAUAAAGUUAAUGGCUGCUGCUUG